Messenger RNA from Aspergillus pseudonomiae, 2082 nucleotides. RefSeq names its product tetratricopeptide repeat protein. The transcript has 5 exons. Bases 340 to 1506 code for a protein of 388 amino acids. Gene Ontology annotation, molecular function: protein binding. The record is from RefSeq and is a predicted model, not a curated record. NCBI's taxonomy places the organism in Eukaryota, Fungi, Ascomycota, Eurotiomycetes, Eurotiales, Aspergillaceae.
AUUCCGGCAACUGGGGGCCAAGACAACCAAAACAGAGAUGAAAGAAAAGCAUGACAGGCACUAACUCAAAAUAUCAUCAAUUGUCCUUGUACGAGGCUCACCUCUGACACUGCCCCCAACCUCAGCGCUUCUGCCUGCCUCCCAUUCGACCAGAAGGCUGAGGCUUUUUUUGCCCGUGUUUGCAAGAUAUUUCAACGUCAACGGUUCCCCGGUUUUCCAUCUGCUUGUCAUCUUCUCUCCGCACUUACCAAUUCCUCAAAUUAAACGCUGCACACAAUUCGGGUAGACUUCCCGAGGUCCGCUCCGCAGUUCUCCGAGCGAUCAGCUCGCCCUACAAAAAUGCCUUUGCGAGAGAUACUUCAUAAGAAGGACAGAAUCAAUGAUACCAGUGGCCAAUAUGCAGCGGGUGUCCCCUCCGCGUUUCUGAGCCCGGUUCCUCAAAUCAUUCGAUCCGAUACCACCUCCCAGGAAGUCGUCGCCCCACCCAUCUACGAAGGUGAUGAUGUCUAUCACCAACAGAACAGACAUCUCGAAGUGUCACCGCCUAGCUCUUCCUCGCGCCGUCGGUCACUGAAUCCAUUUAGUCGCUCGAGAGCGCCAUCUGAAUCCCUAGGAUCUCCACCGUCUCAACCGCGCGAAAGAAGGCUGUCGCAAUUGCUUCAUCGCGAUCGGGGCAGCUCGCGGAAUUCCACCGCUACCUCGACCAAUAUCCCGUCUGAUCUUCCGCAGAUAAACAAUGAGAAAGGUGAUGAGCAGGAGAGAGAGGCUCAGUGGGAGAAAAGAGCAACGGUCUUGGUGCAGCGCAAUCCGAAUCUUGGAUCUCCGUUAUCGCCUUCUUCGCCGCGCUUCGGGAGACAUAGUAUAGAAUCACGGUCAAGGAGCUCUAGUCGGAGCGGUUUCAGUGAUCCUCAAGGAGAUGUUAACAUCCAAGAAGCGAUUCGGCUCCAUGAAGCUGGAGAAUUGGAGAAGUCAACGGAAAUGUUUCGUCGGUUGGCAGAUCCCAACGGUACAAAUAACGCACUGAGCCAAGUACUUUACGGCCUCGCACUAAGACAUGGUUGGGGAUGUCCCAAAUCGGAAGAACAGGCAGUGACCUAUCUCUCAGCUGCAGCAUCAAACUCGGCAUUGAUUGAGUCCCAGGCUCUCCAAGCAGGCAUGAAAAAGGGUGGUGCAGCCAAAGGGGAAUUGGUCCUUGCUAUCUUCGAGUUGGGUAACUGCUUCCGCAACGGCUGGGGAGUCAAGAAAGACCCUGCCGCAGCGCGCCAGUACUUCGAAACGGCCGCAAAUCUCGGUGACACUGACGCUAUGAACGAGGUCGCGUGGUGUUACCUAGAGGGUUUUGGCGGAAAAAAAGAUAAGUUCUCGGCUGCUAAAUAUUACCGAUUGGCCGAACAGAAAGGCAGCAAAUUAGUUGGGAAUUCUUGGUACGUUAGGCCAAUCCUUAGAAUAUUUUUUAUUUUUGGAUCUUGGGCGUUUCCCCUGCAAACCUCGUUAAGAUUGUGGUGAAGUGCCGCCUGUAUGGAUUCGCGCUUCGCUAUCACCUGCAGCUAUCAUGUCAGGGAUCAGCGGCAGCGCUUCAAUCGAUAGGCUCUCGUCGCAUCUUUACAACUGCGCCAUGCAAACCGCUCUCACGCCUACAACCAACCACAAUGCUCACCCAUACCGACCUAUGAAUUGUCCGAAUUUUAGGCUGACAUGCUCGUUACUCGAAUUACAGGAUAUGGAAAGAGAAAUACGACCCAAAGUGAACCGAAUGCUCCCGGUACCUUACAGCCUCGUUCCACCGAGAAACCCCGUUUAUGGGCCCGUCUCUUUGUUCAUCAGAUGACUCUCGACUACAUCAUUGGAGAUAGAGUUAUUUCUCAGCUACUGAGAUCAGCCAGCCAGACGUCUUCGCUCAUAGGAUGAGGGGGGAAUAUCAUCGCCCUAAUAAUGGGGGUGGCCCGUAAGGGAGGCACACUACACACCUACCUUUCACUUCAUUACCAUCUACGAUCCAUACUGGGUGCCACAAGCGGAAGGCGCCAGUAUGAUCUGACCUUUAACCAAGUGACUUGCAACGAUGUUGAUGACCCAAUGCCA